AUUGCUGGGAAGAAGAGUGGAACACGUGCAGUCCAGUGCAACUCCAAUUUUUACAAAUCACGAACUCUCUCAAGUCCCAUCAAGUCCCCAGAGAAUCAGAGAUCCAAACAGCCUUUUCUUCUCAUUUAUUUUAUUUUAUCAGCUUCAAGUUUUCAACCAUUCCCUUCCUUUCCAUUCCAUUCCACGGUUCAGUGCUCCUUUUUUUUGCUCUGUUUCUACGCCAAUUGCAAAACCCUAACGUGCUCCGAAUUCUCACCCUUGCCGCGCUGCGCCGCAAAGCUUGAAGCCAACAACCAUCAAUUUACUGAUAAUCCGUAUCAAAGCCCUUUUGAAACUUUGGAAUUUGACCUCUUCUUUUUGUGUGUGUUUUUCAAUAAAUUUAUAUCGGAAUGAAAGAAGGGAAAUCGGUCAAAUUCAAUGUUCAACCGCAACACCAGAACGGUCACUUGUCACCGUUCAAAUUCGCCAAGUUGUUGGAUCCGGAAGCCUCCUGGGACAAGGAUCAAUUGGGAGACGUAUUACAUUGGAUUCGACAAGUGGUGGCCCUUAUUUGUGGGCUACUAUGGGGUGCUGUACCUUUAGUUGGGGGUAUAUGGCUGGUCAUGAUACAGCUCAGGCAUUCUGUGUUGGAGAAGCUUCACAUUACAAGAGUUGACCUCUUACAUUAUGUGAACAUUCAGCGACAUUUCUUUAUUUUGCCCCACUCAGGGCAAAAGAUCUGUUGGAGACACUUGUUGUUCCCUUUUUUCUGAUCAGUCACUUGUUGUUCACUUUUAAAGGUGGAGGUUGCAAUGUUUAGCACAUAGUCAUAUGAAUUGCGUCUUUAGAUACAACCAUUCAUUAAUUUUGAUCUAAGCAAAGUUUCACAGGCAAAGAGAAACUUCUAUAUUCUGUAAGCUUUUAUGAAUUUUGUGUUGGUGGUGUUGGAUGGAUAUUUAGAGGUUAAAAAAUUAUCUCAAACAUAAUAAUGUAUGUAUCAUAAACAACAUUAACUAGGGAUUAGUCGGGAUGCUGUUCCCGGACACCCGGUGCCAAUAAAAAAAAAGGUAUGUAUGAUAUAACAGAAGACUUGUAGUUAAAACUGCACUUUUCAGUAGAUGGAUGUAUAGAAUUGGGAAUAAUUGAAGUUUGUUGUCAACUUGGCACAUAUAGGAUUUAUGUGAACUUUGUAUGCAUAAAGCUAUCUUGGUGUACCCAUUCAAGCAAAGGCUUUUAGGAAUCUUGAAACUGAAUCAAUAAUGUCCUAACCAGAUUGUGUGCUUGAGGUAUGGAUUUAUAGUAAAUGAUUGCCUGUUUCCGUUGUGGAAUGAGUGGUUUCCCUACACAUUAGCUGCUUGGCUUCCAUGGACUUGAUCAUCUGCAUGAGUGGGUUGGGAUACUACUCUUGUUAAGAAGUUUACUCACUGUUCUGCCAAGCUACACUCUUUCCCCAUUUUCACGCCAUCAUUGCAGUGGAGACAGAAUGGUUU
This is a messenger RNA of Juglans regia (Persian walnut), 1469 nucleotides long. RefSeq names its product respirasome Complex Assembly Factor 1-like. The transcript is spliced from 3 exons. NCBI's taxonomy places the organism in Eukaryota, Viridiplantae, Streptophyta, Magnoliopsida, Fagales, Juglandaceae. Bases 390 to 752 code for a protein of 120 amino acids. Gene Ontology annotation, biological process: mitochondrial respirasome assembly. The record is from RefSeq and is a predicted model, not a curated record.